AUGGAAAAGACUAACCUUGAUGGUGCUCCAUCUGAUGCCGAACAAGUUCCACUUCACCACAAUCAGACCUUCUCUUCUGCCACAAACACUGGCGAGAAGAGAAAGAGGGAAGGAUUGGUGAGCAGAGGAAGAGAAAGUGGAAACAGCAGCGAGGUUGAAGAAGUUAUUAUAGUUGGGUCUCUGGCAAAGGAAGAAGCAGGAGAAGAACCAGAAAGAGCCAAACAGGAUUCUACUUUCAAUGACUUUGAUAAGCUGAGGGAGGAAGGAAGCUUUGCGGUUGGACAGACGUGGGCUCUUUAUGAUAAUAAAGUGGAUGGGAUGCCUAGGUUGUAUGCUCAGAUCAGAAAAGUUUCAGUUUCCGGUUUCUGUCUUAGCGUCACAUGGCUUGAGCCUGAUCCAGAUGACGAGGACAGAGUACAGAAGCGUGACAAGGAGUUACCUGUUUCUGUUGGUUGGUUCAAACUCGGGGAAAACAAGGAUAUAAAAGAUCGUGGAAGGUUCUCUCAUGUGGUUCAGUGCAAUGAAGGAAGUAGCGCAGAUAGAUUCAGUGUAUAUCCAAGAGAAGGAGAGACUUGGGUUGUCUUCAAGGGUCGCUACAAGCGUCCUCUCUCCAUGAACUGGGAGGUAGACUGGUCAGCUGAUCCCGGUUCUCCCUGUAAAUAUAAUUAUGCAUUUGUCCAAAUCUUGUCAGAGUACGAUGAUGGAUCUAGUGCACCUGUCGGAUUCUUGCAUAAAGCAAAAGGCUUUUCAAGUGUGUUCUGCCGCUUUACUGAAGAAGUUGUUAGGUCCUACAUUCAUCGGGCUGAUACAGAGCGAUUCUCUCACCGUGUUCCAUCAUUCAAGAUGACGGGAGUUGAAGCAGAAGGUGUGCCAAGAGGUUCUUAUGAGCUGGAUCCAGCAGCGUUACCAGAAAAUAUCAAAGAGAUUGACGUUCCUUUACAUCUACUAGCAGAGCCUACAGUUUCAAACUCUGAGGAUAAUACUCAUUCUCAGUGUGUUUACUUUGCUAGUAAAGGAAGGAGUUUUCAAACUGGCCAAGUCUGGUCAUUUUGCAGUGGUGACGAUCACUUGCCCCGGUUCUAUGGCAAGAUUCAGAAGAUCACGUUUAUCCAGGCAUCUGAGCAGGAUCCGGUUGUUAAGUUGCAUGUAGGUCGGCUAAAGGCUAGACCUAUCAAAGGCAUCAUCCAAUGGAUCGACAAGGAAAUGUCCAUUGGGUGUGGGAAUUUCCGGGCAAGAAAAGUUGUCGAAAUAUUCACUGAUCUUGAUGUGUUUAAGCGUCAGAUAAAGCCAGACUCCUCUGGAGAUGGAAAUGAUUACAGCAUCAUGCCCAAGACUGGUGAUGUCUGGGCUAUCUACAGAAACUGGAGUAAGGACAUUGAAGCCGUUAAUCUGCAAUCCCAGACUUAUGAUCUUGUGGAAGUUCUUGAUGAUGAUAAAUUGGAGUACAAGGUUUUGCUGUUGGCUCCUGAUGGUGGCUUUGGUUUAGCGGAUUCUGGAGGUUUUGGUUCGGCGUAUAUGGCUGCAACAGAGCACUGGAUUGAUGGCGCGGAUGUGAGAUUCACAAUUCCGAAAUCGGAACUUCUCAGAUUCUCGCACCAAGUUCAUACGUUGAGAAUAGCCAAAGAGAUACAUGGAGCUAUGCAAGAUGUCUAUGAACCUAACAUCUGA
Messenger RNA from Thlaspi arvense, 1668 nucleotides. The record is from the annotation of a GenBank genome assembly. NCBI's taxonomy places the organism in Eukaryota, Viridiplantae, Streptophyta, Magnoliopsida, Brassicales, Brassicaceae.